GAAACCGACGGCGACGGGGCGCCCUGUCCUGGAUCCGCGCCGUCCGUUCGCCGCAUACUUCGCCCACGUCGCCGCCUCACGGGACGGCGGGACGUGGCCGUUCUGUUUCGUGAUCGAAUCGCGUCGGCCCUCGAGCCGAAAUCUCUCGGGACGCCACGCAGCUGCCACCGUCUCCGACACUAAUUGCCACUAGGCCGUAGCUACGUUGCAGGCCUACGACUCCCCCCGCUACAAACACAAACCCCUACAAAACUCUUCCAAGAUCAGAUUUUGGUGAUAAAGCUCCGAUCCAAAUCCGCCACUGCCGUGAUGUUGCGGAACCCGGCGAAAGACGUUCCGCCGCCGGUUACAGAGCCAGAGGAGAACCUGCGGUGCCCGCGGUGCGAGUCCACGGACACCAAGUUCUGCUACUACAACAACUACAACCUCUCGCAGCCGCGCCACUUCUGCAAGAGCUGCCAGCGCUACUGGACCAAAGGCGGCGUCCUCCGCAACGUCCCCGUCGGAGGCGGCACUCGCAAGAACGCCAAACGCCCCACCGCCUCCUUCUCUCCCUCCGCCCAUGUUCCCGGCUCCAAGCGCCGCCACCUAGCGAAGCCCGAACCGGUCUGCAUCCUCUACCCGUCGCUCGACGUCGACCCGCGACUCAUUGGUAGUACUGCAAGCUUCAGCUCGCUGCUCGGCGUCCCAAACUACGCGAGCACCUCCACGAUUGGUGCUCAUGGACUGGAGUUACAGAGUCCAAAUGGCAGCGCCGGCUUCGAGAGCUGGGCAGCGCCGGCGACGCUGUCAAACUACUUUUCUGAGUUCUGGGAUGGAGCAUGGCCUAAUGCCUCCAUCUACUACAAUCCUAGUUCCAGUUUGCAGUGAGCUAACGGCUUCAAGUUGAGCACAGAAAGAUGAAGGUUCGAUCCAGAUUUUUGGCCACUGAUUACUAAACUGUUUCUUGUAUUGAGAAUCUGGCGAUGUGGAGCUGGAAAUAACUUGUAGGCGGCCUUAUUGUUUGUUUCUGAGCUCCAGGUCUCAUGUUUAACUAUAAGUUAGUGGAUGAGCUUGGAGGUUUUAGUGAUUAAGGCUGACUUGUGCAUACUUUAAUGCUAUCGUAGUUUACAGCUACCAGAUUGUAUGAUUCUAUUCUGACGAACUUGGAAAUCUUGUGCUUUCGUGAGAUGGUCAAAAGGUAGAUUUCAUCCCAUUUUCCACUAUGAAUAAGCCAACCCAAUUGAAAACAGCCCAGUCGAUCAUAAACGAAGCCCAACCCUACUGACUAAACGACAACGUUCGACACAUUGAGGAGCAGCGAAUUGUAGAAAGCACAAUCUCAGAACAACAAUAGGAGUCGCUCAGCUAGGUUUUGUUUUUCAAGCCAUUCAACAUCAUGAGUCUACGGUCAUCUCCUUUCCUUUCUGUUCCUUUUUCCAGUUUAGUAAUUGGGU
Messenger RNA from Zingiber officinale, 1436 nucleotides. Its product is annotated as dof zinc finger protein DOF3.1-like. Gene Ontology annotation, molecular function: DNA binding; DNA-binding transcription factor activity. The transcript has a single exon. Gene Ontology annotation, biological process: regulation of DNA-templated transcription. The record is from RefSeq and is a predicted model, not a curated record. NCBI's taxonomy places the organism in Eukaryota, Viridiplantae, Streptophyta, Magnoliopsida, Zingiberales, Zingiberaceae. Bases 310 to 870 code for a protein of 186 amino acids.